GAAAGUGGAGUUUGCGCGUCUUGUGCGUCCGUGGACCAAGCAGCCGUGCGCUUUCCUCCUCCAAACCCGCAGGCAUCCCGGGGAGCAGAGCCCGCUUUUCCGCGCCGUGCAUGCCUCGGAGAGAAGGAGGAGGGGGAUCCUGCAGGUUUUUUGUUUUGAGUGAUUGAGACAUACAUAAAUAUUUUUUUUUAUUUCCCUAAUGGUAACCAACACUUCCCAGCCGGAGCCAUGUGGAAUUGUAUGGGGAAAUCGCACCGCUUUUCACUAGUGUGUCUUCUGCUGGCGCUGUGGGCUGAGGUGUGCCAGUCCACCGGGUAUUUCGAGCUGCAGCUGAUUUCCGUGGAGAACCCGAAAGGUGAGCUGCUGAGCGGCGACUGCUGCGACGGGGAGCGGAGCGCAGCGGACGGCCGCUGCAGCGAGGACGAGUGCGACACCUACUUCCGAGCGUGUUUAAAGGAAUACCAAGCGGAGGUCACGACCAACGGACCGUGCACCUACGGCAUGGGAACUACUGACGUUAUCGGUGGGAAUACUUUUCAGUUCAAGAGCGGCCAGAAAACCGGACAGAGCCGAAACAGUGACGCCGGAAAGAUUGCCAUCCGCUUCGACUACGCCUGGCCGCGGUCGUACACUCUGAUAGUGGAGGCGUGGGACCGGGACAACGGCACACACAACACCAACGAUGAGGAGCUGCUGAUCGAGCGCGACAUCCGCAAAGGCAUGAUCAACCCCGGCGAGGAGAAGCAGGUCGUGCAGCACAAGAGCUCGACGGCCACCAUCGAGUACAGCAUCCGCGUGCGCUGCGCCGAGCACUACUACGGCAGCAAGUGCAACAAGGUGUGCCGGCCGCGCGACGACUACUUCGGACACUACGUGUGCGACCAGUUCGGGAACCGAGGCUGCAUGGAGGGCUGGACGGGCCCCGACUGCAAAACCGCCAUCUGCAAGCAAGGAUGCAGCGUCGCUCACGGAACAUGCCGCGUGCCGGGGGAAUGCAAGUGCAACUACGGCUGGCAGGGCCCGUUCUGUGACGAGUGCGUGCCCUACCCGGGGUGCGUUCACGGGACCUGCAACGAGCCCUGGCAGUGCAAGUGUGAGAAGAACUGGGGCGGCCUGCUCUGCGAUAAAGAUCUGAACUACUGCGGGACCAACCGGCCGUGUAAGAACGGAGGGACGUGCAUGAACACGGAGCCCGACGAGUACAACUGUGCCUGCCCGGACGGUUACUCUGGCAAGAACUGCGAGAUCGCUGAGCACGCCUGCGUGUCCAACCCCUGCGCCAACGGGGGGACGUGCCACGAGGUCCCGUCCGGGUUCGAGUGUCACUGUCCCGCAGGCUGGUCGGGGCCGACCUGCGCUAAAGACACGGACGAGUGCGCGUCCAGCCCCUGCGCUCAGGGCGGCACCUGCAUCGACAAGGAGAACGGCUUCGAGUGCCUGUGCCCCGCCCAGUGGACGGGCAAGACCUGCCAGAUAGACGUUAAUGAGUGUCUGGGGAAGCCUUGCUUCAAUGCUUACUCUUGCAAAAACUUGAUUGGUGGAUAUCUCUGUACCUGUUUUCGUGGAUGGGCGGGCCAGAAGUGUGACAUCAAUCUCAACAGCUGCCACGGACAGUGUCAGAACGGAGGAACGUGCAAGCAGCAGGUUCCCAGAGGCUACCAGUGUGUGUGCCAGCCGGGCUUCGUGGGCCGUCACUGCGAGGUCCAGAGGAACCGCUGUGCCAGCAGCCCCUGCAGGAACGGCGGGCGCUGCCACACCCUGCUGGACGGCUUCAUGUGCGAAUGUCCGCAGGGUUUCUCCGGCACAACCUGCGAGGUGCAGAAUAACCCGUGCAGCCCCAACCCGUGCCAGAACAAGGCCCAGUGCCACAGUCUGCCGGGCGACUUCUUCUGCGCCUGUCCGGACGACUACGAGGGCAAAACCUGCUCCGAGCUCAAGGAUCACUGCAAGACCAACCAGUGUCAAGUGAUUGACAGCUGCACCAUCGCCGUGGCAACCAACGACACGCAGAAAGGGGUGUGGCACAUCUCGUCCAACGUGUGCGGCCCCCACGGCCGCUGCAUCAGCCUGCCUGCCGGGAACUUCAGCUGCUCCUGUGAGCCGGGAUUCACUGGCACCUACUGCCACGAGAACAUUAAUGACUGUGUGUCAUCUCCAUGUAAGAGCGGAGGCACUUGCAUCGACGGCAUCAACUCCUUCCAGUGUUUCUGCCCAGACGGCUGGGAGGGCAGCCUGUGUGAUGUCGACGUGAACGAGUGCAGCAGGAACCCGUGUCAGAACGGCGGCCACUGCGUCGACCUCCUCAACGACUUCUACUGCCACUGCAUCGACAGCUGGAAGGGCAAGACCUGCCACUCACGUGAGAGCCAGUGCGACUCCACGACCUGCAGUAACGGCGGGACGUGUUACGACCACGGGGACUCCUUCCUGUGCAGCUGCCCCUCGGGCUGGGGCGGCAGCACCUGCAACACAGCCAAGAACAGCACGUGUGACUCAGGGCCGUGCGAGAACGGGGGCACUUGCGUCGGAGGAGGAGACGCCUUCACCUGCAUCUGCAAGGACGGCUGGGAGGGGCCCACCUGCGCUCAGAAUGCCAACGACUGCAAUCCACAUCCCUGCUACAACGGCGGGAUCUGCGUCGACGGCGUGAACUGGUUCCGCUGCGAAUGCGCCCCGGGAUUCGCCGGACCGGACUGCCGCAUCAACAUAGACGAGUGCCAGUCCUCCCCCUGUACGUACGGUUCCACCUGCGUGGACGAAAUCAACGGCUACCGCUGCGUCUGUCCUCCGGGGAAGGCCGGCCCUCGCUGCGAGGAGUUCAUCGGAGUCGGGAAGGCCUGUCGUCACGCCGGCCUGCAGUUUCCUCACGGCAGCCGCUGGGACGAGGAGUGCAACUCCUGCAAGUGUGUCAACGGCCACGUCAGCUGUACCAAGGUGCGGUGCGGUCGCAGGCCCUGCCUCCUCCCGAAGGCCCUCCCAGCUCCGGGCGGCAGCAGCAGCAGCAGCAGCAGCGCCCCGUCCUGCCCCGGAGGUCACGAGUGUGUGGAGCACCAGUUCCUCACCUGCUUCUCGCCGCCCUGCCACCAGUGGGGUGUGUGUUCGACGCCCGACCCGCCGACGCCCCUGCACACCCAGUGCGAGCCCAACAGCGGCUACCUGGACAACAGCUGCGCCCGCAUCACGCUCAUCUUCAAACGGGACAAAGUGCCACAGGGCACCACCGUGGAGAACAUCUGCUCGGAGCUGAGGUACCUCCCCGUGACUCAGACGCUGGCCCGAGAGCGAGCGCUCCUCAUCCUCUGCGACCUGUCGUACUCCAACAGCGACGCCGUGGAGGUCGCCAUGUCCUUUGAGCAGGACGGCCGGGCGAAGGACGGCGACCGUGGGCAGAUCCAGGAGGCGGCCAGCGCCAUCAUCGGCGCUCUGUCCAAACGCCACAACAGCACGGUGAUGCUGGCCGUGGUGGAGGUGAAGGUGGAGACGCAGGUCGAGGCCCCGCCUGUCGACUACCUGGUCCCGGUGCUGUGCGUGGUCUUCAGCCUGCUCUGGAUCUUCUGCAUCGUCGUGUGCGUCUGGUGGACCCGCAAGAGGAAGAAAGAGCGCGAGAGAACGGCCCGCCCCGCCGCCGCCGACGACGAGAAGGUCAACAACCGGCUGGAGCCGCCGCGGAGCCGCGCCCGCAAGGACAACCGCGACAAAGACAUUCAGUACGAAUGCAAGAAACUGAUGGGCUCGUCGGAGCGGGCGUGCGACGGCGCCGAGGGCGAGGAGGACGGGGAGCAGGAGGGCGACGAGGAAGAGGAGGACAGGGGGCUGGGCUUCGCCGAGUAUCCCGCCCAGAAGUGCUCCAAAGCGGGGGCGCAGGACCGAGGGAUGAUGGGUAAGGGAGGGGUGAUCUGCACGAGCCGCAGCGGCCCGGUCAAGGCCCCGCACCGGACAGCGUACAGCCCCAAAGACAACCGGUGUAAAAACCUCAACGCCGCCAAGCUCAGCGAGGACAUCAAUGACCAUUACGUAUGAAAACGGCGCUCGGACGGAGAGAGCGAGCGAGAAAGAGAGAGAGAGAGAGAGAGAGAGAAACUGCGAUGUCUUCAAUGUCAUUGAAUUCUCAACUUUUCAAAAGCACCAAAAGUGAAGAUUUCAGAUGCUUUAAUUUUC
This is a messenger RNA of Myripristis murdjan (pinecone soldierfish), 4158 nucleotides long. Its product is annotated as protein jagged-2-like. The record is from RefSeq and is a predicted model, not a curated record. Bases 229 to 4020 code for a protein of 1263 amino acids. Lineage: Eukaryota; Metazoa; Chordata; Actinopteri; Holocentriformes; Holocentridae. The transcript is spliced from 26 exons. Gene Ontology annotation, molecular function: Notch binding; calcium ion binding. Gene Ontology annotation, cellular component: plasma membrane; protein-containing complex. Gene Ontology annotation, biological process: cell communication; establishment or maintenance of epithelial cell apical/basal polarity; Notch signaling pathway.